Aspergillus oryzae RIB40 is the source of this 1464-nucleotide messenger RNA. RefSeq lists its product as uncharacterized. Lineage: Eukaryota; Fungi; Ascomycota; Eurotiomycetes; Eurotiales; Aspergillaceae. Bases 1 to 1464 code for a protein of 487 amino acids. Gene Ontology annotation, molecular function: transmembrane transporter activity. Gene Ontology annotation, biological process: transmembrane transport. The transcript has 5 exons. The record is from RefSeq and is a predicted model, not a curated record. Gene Ontology annotation, cellular component: membrane.
AUGGACAUGGAGAAGGCAGAGUGUAGCGACCACAAGGAAAAUGUCACGACGGGCAAUGGGAGUAUCCCCGCGGAUGAAGCCCUCGCCCAGUUUACAGAGGCAGAAAAGUUAAAGGCGUUUCGAAAGCUGGACUGGAAUCUGAUUCCCCUCCUCGGGGUUCUCUAUAUGCUGUCUUACAUUGACAGAGGCAAUGUUGGAAAUGCAUAUACCGCUGGAAUGGGUAAAGAAUGGGGUAUUACCUCCAACCAGUACUCCUGGAUCAUCACAGCGUACUACCUAGCUUAUAUCGCUUUUCACUGGUUUAUCCUUCUGUGGAAGCUUGUCUCUCUACCGCUAUGGGUUGCUCUUAUGGCGUUCGGAUGGGGAGUGGCAAGUAUUCUCCAGGCGGCAACUGUUAAUCUUGCCGGCAUGAUUGUAUUGCGCUGCUUGAUUGGCGCCUUUGAAGCUGGUUUUGCCCCUGGCGUUGCCUUAUUUUUGUCUUUCUUCUACCAUCGAUCGGAGAUGGGCUUUCGAUACGGCCUUUUCAUCUCGUUUUCCCCUAUUGCUAACUGCUUCGCAUCGGCACUAGCCUAUGGUAUUGUCCAUGCUAAAGCUUCAGUCACUCAGUGGCAGCUCUUAUUUAUUAUUAAGGGUAUUCCUACAAUUAUAAUUGCUCCUCUUGCGUUCUUCUUCCUUCCGAAGGGACCCGGUGAAUGCCGAUUCCUUACACAGAGAGAGAAUGAAAUUGUUCAUCUUCGUGCACUCUCGGCCCGCGGACACGAGGAAAAGGGCAAAUUAAAUAUGAAGCAGGUAUUUGCUGCUUUUUACGACUACAAGAAUUAUUUUCAAGCCGUCAUCAUCUUCUGUCUCAAUGCAGCCUUCGCUGCGCUACCCGCAUUCUUGACCACCAUUAUAGAGGACAUUGAAUAUUCCUCAAUUAAAGCACAGGGUCUCUCCGCACCGCCCUACCUGGCCUCCUACUUUAUCUGCUUAGCAUCCUCAUUUCUGUCCGAUAGGGUCAGGAAUAGAUCCUAUCUCCUCAGCGCCCUGAGCACAAUAGGGGCUAUCGGAUACCUGGUGCAAGCACUUGUCAAGACUAGUGCUGUACGGUAUUUCGCUGUGUAUCUCAUUUGCGGUGGCGUCUUUCCCGCUGUGGCGCUUACUUUUACUUGGGUGACAGACAACCAAGGCUCUGCCUCCAAACGAGGUGCGGGAUUAGUUAUAUUCGGGAUGGUGGGCCAGACCGGCUCAAUCGCUGGUUCUCGUUUCUUCCCCAAGGAGGAAGGGCCGUUCUACACCAAGGGGAUGGCCAUUAGUGCAGGGCUUCUUUUCUUUGCUGCCAUCGUCGCUCAAGUCUUGAGAGCCCUGAUGUCUAGGGAAAACAAACAACGGGACCGGAUCCACGGCCCUGUCCACAGCAGCGACAUGUCAAACGAUGUCCUGAAUGCCGGAGAUGAGCACCCCAGCUACCGCUUCAUGCUGUGA